AUGCUUUGGGCUUCCCCGCCGCUGCUGCUGCAUCUCUCAGUAGAGAGACAGGAACGCGGAUAUCCGUCUUUCAGCAUCGCGGACGCUUGCCUAUCGCCGCUCAUGAUGGAGAGGAGUCGCCGUCCGCUCUUCGCCGCCCCUCUGCAGCGUCACACGAGUAAAUGUGGGUUAUCCCACACUUCCGAGGCCCUGGCAAGCCUGGAGCAGCUGGAGCUGAAGGAAGCUGAAGACCCAAGAGGAUAUUGUUAUGGUGGUUAUCACCCCGUGCAGAUAGGCGACACAUUUAAUAGAAGGUACAAGGUGCUCUCGAAGCUCGGCUGGGGUUAUUUCUCCACCGUGUGGCUCUGUCUGGAUCUCAGUUUUGGUCGUCGCGUUGCUGUGAAGGUUCUGAAGAGCGGAGCUGGUUUCGCUCAGGCGGGACAGGAUGAACUUGCCCUCUUAAGAUGUACCGCUGGGUCCUCCAGAAGGCAUCCGCACAGUGAGAAGAUAGUUCAGCUGCAGGAUGAGUUCAAGCUGGCCGGAGUCAAUGGAGUUCACAUAUGUCUUGUAUUGGAGCUACUGGGACCAGACCUCAGGAGCUUGCAGAUGCACUUUAAGAAUCGGCGACUCUUUCAGCCUUGUGUCAAACAAAUACUCAUUCAGGUGCUGCAAGGUUUGGAUUACCUUCACAGUCAGUGUAAAAUAAUCCACACAGACAUCAAGCCAGAGAACAUUCUGCUGUGCAUGAACCAGCAGUCCAACGAUCAACCAGUGGGUGGCAGCAGUGUGUCCAGGCUACCGACUGAGGAUGAGGCUCAGCCCGAAGAAAAAGAAGAGGCUACUCCCUACGUGUUCACUGAAGCUACAGUGAAGAUUGCUGACCUGGGGAGUUCCUGUUGGGUGUACAAACAUUUCUGUGGGGAGAUCCAGACUCGUCAGUACCGUUCAUUGGAGGUCCUACUUGGGUCCAAGUACGGCCCGCCAGCAGACAUCUGGAGCGUCGCCUGCAUGGCCUUUGAGUUGCUUACUGGAGACUCUCUGUUUGAACCCAAAGCCGGCGCCUCCUUCUCCCUGGAAGAAGAUCAUAUAGCCCAGAUCAUGGAGCUGCUGGGUAAAAUACCACCAACUGUAGUUUUUUCUGGGAAAUAUUCGUCACAGUACUUCAGCCACAGAGGUGACCUCCAGCACGUCGGACCGUUAAGGAUCUGGAGACUCUACGACAUUCUGGUGGAAAAAUACCACUUCCUCUUGGACGAAGCCUCCACUUUCUCGGACUUGUUACUGCACAUGUUGGAUUAUUAUCCGGAGAGGAGAGCCACCGCUGCACGGUGCCUCCUUCACCCUUGGCUCACCUCCUGAUGUGACCUCCUUAAGGCCUCUGCAGGUUACUCAUAAUAGCGGAUUGUAACGGUAACCAUAGACCAAAUGUUAUGUUUUGCACUAGUAACCGACUUACUAGAGGGCUUAAGAUGCAAAUGUACACAAAUCCACGUGAAGUCUGACCCAGUUUAGUAACACCGUUUCAAUCGUUUUUCAUGACUUCAUUGAAAAAAAACCCAAGAAAUUGGGAGGUGCUUUAUUUCUAUUACAGUGUUGUGUGCGGAGCAACGCACUACAACAAAUAACAUGCAUGCUAU
Entelurus aequoreus (snake pipefish) is the source of this 1616-nucleotide messenger RNA. RefSeq names its product SRSF protein kinase 3. The record is from RefSeq and is a predicted model, not a curated record. The transcript has 14 exons. Bases 1 to 1338 code for a protein of 445 amino acids. Lineage: Eukaryota; Metazoa; Chordata; Actinopteri; Syngnathiformes; Syngnathidae. Gene Ontology annotation, molecular function: ATP binding; protein kinase activity. Gene Ontology annotation, biological process: spliceosomal complex assembly; regulation of mRNA processing; protein phosphorylation.